Molecule: messenger RNA, 1536 nt
Organism: Oppia nitens
Lineage: Eukaryota; Metazoa; Arthropoda; Arachnida; Sarcoptiformes; Oppiidae
Gene: Acat1
Product: acetyl-CoA acetyltransferase, mitochondrial-like
Exons: 2
Coding region: 149-1417 (422 amino acids)
Biological process (GO): fatty acid beta-oxidation
Molecular function (GO): acetyl-CoA C-acetyltransferase activity
Source: RefSeq, a predicted model, not a curated record
UUAGUUGUUUUGAUUGACAUUAAAAGUCUUGCGAUAAAACCUUGCGAUAAAACAGUUGUAAAAUUGAUUAAUAAUAAGAUCUAAUUAAUUAUUUGACAAUAAAUUUUUUAUACAAUAAUUGUUUAAUAUUUGUCACAAAAAAAACAUUAUGUUUCGGUCAACAAAAUUAUUAAAUCAUUUGCAAAAAGAGACUAAACUUUUGGCAAAUCGUUUCUCAACUGGUGGUCAGUUAUACAACACCGCCGCCAACGAUGUGGUCAUUGUAUCAGUUGCGAGGACACCGAUUGGAUCGUUUAGGAGUUCACUGUCACCAUUAAGUGCACCACAAUUGGGUGCCAUUGCCAUCAGGGGUGCCAUCGAUAGGGCCGGAAUCAAGAAUGAAGAUAUUGGCGAAGUAAUGAUGGGUAAUGUGAUGCAAUCGGCUCUAAGACAGGCCCCGACACGACAGGCCGCGUUAGGCGCCGGAUUGCCCAACACUAUCGUUACGACAACUAUUAAUAAAGUUUGCGCGUCGGGAAUGAAGGCCAUUAUGUUGUCGGCGCAGACACUUAUGUGUGGUCAUCAGGAAGUGAUGAUUGCCGGCGGAAUGGAGAGUAUGUCAAAUGUGCCAUUUUAUAUGAAAAGAGGUGACACACCAUACGGUGGAGUCAAACUUGAAGACGGUAUUGUCUACGAUGGCCUAACAGACGCAUACAAACUAAUACAUAUGGGUAACUGUGCGGAAAAUACGGCCAAAAAGUUGGGAAUUAGCCGCCAACAGCAGGACGAGUUUGCUAUCAAUAGUUACAAACGAAGCGCCAAUUCGGCGGCUAAUGGCGUGUUGGCCAAAGAGAUUGUUUCCGUCACUAUUGCUGGUAAAAAGGGUGCAAAAGACACUAUUGUAUCCGAAGAUGAAGAGUUCAAAAGAGUCAAUUUCGACAAGUUUUCCACUUUGCCUACAGUUUUUCAAAGAGACGGCGGAACUGUAACGGCCGCCAACGCCAGUACAUUGAAUGACGGCGCGGCCGCCACUCUACUCAUGACUAGAAAAUUAUGUGACAAAUUAAAUUUAAAACCAUUGGCCAGAAUCGUAGGUUUUGCCGACGCGGCUGUCGAUCCGAUUGACUUUCCAAUAGCACCUGCAUAUGCCAUACCGAAAAUACUCAGCAAAUUUAAUAUCAAGAAAGAAGAUAUCGCUAUGUGGGAGAUAAAUGAAGCCUUCAGUGCUGUGGUCAUUGCAAACACUCAAAUGUUGGACAUCGACCCGACCAAAGUCAACGUUAAUGGCGGUGCAGUUAGUGUUGGGCACCCGUUGGGAAUGUCCGGCGCCCGUAUCGUCAACAACAUGGCGCUGCACCUUAAGCCGGGACAGUACGGAAUGGCAGCCAUUUGUAAUGGAGGUGGCGGUGCAUCAGCUCUUCUAAUUGAAAAACUGUAAGAAUCUUUGGGCUAACCCUUUAUGGCAUUUGUUGUUAUGAAAUGAUUUUUUUACAAAAGUGUUUUUAUUUAGUCUAUAUUUUUUAUACUCGUUUUUUUAUUAUUAUUAAUAAAUAAAUU